Hylaeus volcanicus is the source of this 1109-nucleotide messenger RNA. RefSeq names its product phospholipase A2-like. The coding region runs from base 171 to 926 and encodes 251 amino acids. The transcript has 5 exons. NCBI's taxonomy places the organism in Eukaryota, Metazoa, Arthropoda, Insecta, Hymenoptera, Colletidae. The record is from RefSeq and is a predicted model, not a curated record. Gene Ontology annotation, biological process: arachidonate secretion; phospholipid metabolic process.
UUUGUCUCGCAUCUUGCGUCGGUGCGAGGAAUAAAACAUCGCGGAAUUGCGAUGAAAUGAACAGUCGCUGAAAGGAACGCGCCAUCAGCAUCGCGUCGAGCUCAGCAGGUGUUCGACGAUCGAAAUCGAGUAUCCGAGCAUAGCCGUCUCUUCGUAAAAACAAUUUUACAAUGUCCUGGUGUCGCACGUUUGGAACGUUUAUGGCGUUAUCCUCGAUUCUUUUAUUCCUCGGACUCGGAGGUAUUCAACAUACCGAAGCAGUCGAACGCAAUGAUGUCCCGAAAGAAACUUACGUCGGCAUUGUCGAGAGAACGAUCAAAGUGAUGAUGAAAACUGGACGAAAAAUAGAAGAAGGGAUCGCGUCUAUCAAAGAUGACUUGAGGUCGAUAACGGAUCUCCUUCCCUUAGGGAAUUCUCUAAGGGAAUUGCGGCAGAAUAGAAUCACGAGAAAUCGAACAUCGGUCGCGGAUGCCUUGAAUCCGUAUAAACUAAGAAUUAAGGCGAUAUUCCCAGGAACGUAUUGGUGCGGCGAUGGAGACAUUUCUCCCAACAAGCAAGACCUUGGCUUGUUUAAAAAAACGGAUGCCUGUUGUAAGGCUCACGAUUCUUGCCCAGUAUCGAUUCCAGCGAAUGCGUCGCAAGACGGCCUUGCAAAUAAUGGUAUUUUCACCAGAUCACACUGUAAUUGCGACAAAGAAUUCUAUAAUUGCUUGAAGGAAGCAAAUACCAUCAUAGCUGCGGACAUCGGAACAACCUACUUCAACGUCCUAAGGCCACAGUGCUUCCAGAACUCUUAUCCCAUCGAGAGUUGUAAACGAUACGCAGGACGGCGAGUGAUAGACGACAAGUGCGUAGAGUACAAUUACAACCAGUCUCGACCGAAGACAAUGGAGUGGUUCGAUAAUCCAGAUUUUAUCGGGAUUUGAUUAGUUAAAUAAAUCGAGAUACAAAGUCUUAAUAAACAAUAUUGCUUUAUUAGAUUUAUUAGAUCAAAACAAUCGUAGUUUGAAUACGUAUCGAAUUAGGCAGGUAUUGGAUGUUAUCAAUUAAGUCUGUUGACUAAGGAAAUUUUGUAAUAGGACAAUAAAUAUUCUUUCCUUUGCAAAGGC